Messenger RNA from Caenorhabditis remanei, 327 nucleotides. RefSeq lists its product as uncharacterized. The coding region runs from base 1 to 327 and encodes 108 amino acids. NCBI's taxonomy places the organism in Eukaryota, Metazoa, Nematoda, Chromadorea, Rhabditida, Rhabditidae. The transcript is spliced from 2 exons. The record is from RefSeq and is a predicted model, not a curated record.
AUGCAAAUGUCAUGGUAUGGCGAAUUGGACGAGAAGAAAAAGAAGAAGAAGACCGAGUCGAAAAGCAGAUGUUUUAGUGGCCGAAGCGGGCAGAUGGACACGUUUAUGCCUCAAGAGAGAUGUGCUCGAACCAAUAAUGUGUUCAUUGAGAAAAAGGGAACGGAUGAGAGGAAAACAAACGGCACGUUUGUCAAAACAGAUGAGAAGUUGGUGAAAGAUGUCAAGGCUCCGAGGAAGAUUGCCGUUUCAGAAAGAGGUGCCCAUCUGACAGUCAGCAGACCGAUCGCCGCGAAGUCUGCAGCAAAAGCAAGACCCUGCAAGAGAUAA